CCCUCUUUUCCUCUUCUCUUCUCCCUCUCGGAGUCGGAGCAGCAGAAAACCCACGAGCACUCAAAUUAUCGUUUUCCAGUUUCAAAUCUCACUCCAAAAAAAAAAAUAAAAAAACGAAAGAGAAAAGUAGGAUUCUCUCUCCCUCUCCGUUCUAGGGUUUCCGCUUCCGCCAUUGCCACGCACGUUCGCGCAUUCUCUUUCCGCCACUGCGACCAUUGCUUGCUCCGAGCUCGCCGGAACUUUCGAUUGCUGCCGGUUGGGAUUCUCCGAUUCGGUGUCGUUUUUGGUAAUUGCGAGGCGUUUUGUUGGGACUCGGAGGAAGGCUGCUUGUACGGACUGUGGUGUAUGCGAGUCUCGAUGGUAUGUUCACUUGGAAGUGGGAGGAUGGCUGUCAUGGCAAGGCUUCUGGCAGGCGGGACUGUCUCACAAAGCAUAACAGAAGAUGUUGGCCAUCAGAAGUUUGCCGCUCAAAUAAUUUGCAGAGAAUUAAGUGAGGCAAAUGAAGCUAAUUUGCUUGACGAAGAAGAUAUGCAUGUGUUUGGUUUGAAGCCGAUGGAUGAUCCUUUACAUUUGGUGUGUUGCAAUGCUUGUAAAAAACCAGUCAAGGCCAGUCAGUAUGUGGCUCAUGCAGAACUUUGUAGGUCCUUAAAUUCUAUGCAGGAAACUACUUUGGAGCUUGAUGGAAGUAUGGGGCAAAGGAAGCCUCCGAAGAAGGAGAGGAAAAAGUUAUCAAUUGCUCAUUCUAACCAGUCCACUUUAGUUGGAGAGCUAGAACGAUCUGAAUCUAUAGAUGCAGAUGAUAUCACUGUGUCACGAUUCCAGUUGGAUGGGAAAAUGGGAAUGAAUCCUGGCUCUUUUAUGGAGGCAAAAACUUAUGUAGAUGUGACAAUCAUGAUGGAUGGUUCCGGAGUUAGUCCAGGAAAUACCAAUGGCUCAACAUCUGUGAUGCUUCCACCAACGAAACGAUUUAAAAUGGUAGCAGGUCAGCAGCUGCCACUAUCAGAUGAUAUAGGAACAGCAUCUGCUGUAUCAAAACUUGCAAGUACUCAGGAUGCAUGUCCUUAUAGGGAUUCUCCAAAAGGAGCCAUUCCUGCAAGUGAAAUACCUUAUCCUGCUCUUAAGUAUAAGAAGUCCGGGCAAGCCCUUGAAUGCUGCCUGCCAAUUAAAGAUUGUCCUCUUCCCCUUGCUACUAAAGUAUAUUACUCUCAAAGAUGCAAUCGACUCCGGUCAGAUCUUAGUCAUCUUUAUCAUGAGGCAAUGGCAUCGACUGAGGAGCUUUGUAGUGACAUGAGAGACUCACAGCAUUUGCCUUCUUUAAGGAAACCUGAUCAAAUUCUCGCACAAAAUUCAGAAGUUUGCUUGGGGAACUCGGUAGGUUGCCAGCCUGACGGUGACUUCUCGAAUCAGUUACCCGUGGAUAAUGUUCCAAGGCCUGAGGUGGCUAGUGUUCGUUUAACUAGAAGCAAAAUUCUUUCGAAACCUUAUUCUUUUGCGGGUAACUCAGGACAAUCACUGGGGAUCAUGCAACAGAAAACUGGCAGCAUUCACGUAAUAUAGGAGUCCUGGUAGGAAUUUUUGCCUCGGUUAAGGUUCAAAUUGAACCUAAUACUUGAGGUUAGGACAUAGGUUUCUUUUCCGAAAUUGACUAUACUCAUCAGUAAAACGUUCAUUCGAGGCCUCUACAUAAGAAUCAAUGACUGAGCAAUGUUUGUAUAUCGCUUGCUGUCCCAAGUUUCUGUACGAAGAAAUGCUACUCUCGAAUUUUUAAAUAUGACUAUUUGUGGCCUUUUAAUUGAUGCAAUAUUCUUUCUGUUACAUU
Molecule: messenger RNA, 1819 nt
Organism: Malus domestica (apple)
Lineage: Eukaryota; Viridiplantae; Streptophyta; Magnoliopsida; Rosales; Rosaceae
Source: RefSeq, a predicted model, not a curated record